GUCGGAAGCUCAAUCACGCUGGAAACCUAUGGCUGCUUGCGGCAGCACAGAUCCUCCUUCUACGACAGCAAGUACGGGAGUCCGAAGUCCCAGGCAAAGUGCUCGUUAUCAUGGCCCAUAGGCGCAUACGCGUGUGUGGUCCGCUUGUCCUGGCAGGAGACCACGCACAUGCAAGCACCGGUAAGAUUUGACCAUGACAAGCAUCUGCGCAAGAUGAAGUCCUUCCUGAAGGACUUCAUGGGAGCCUGCCCCAACAGGGAUGUGGAAGCAGCUCCAUUCAACUUCCAGGACCGUGUGGAAAGCGUGGUCCCCAGCUCCCAUCGUUGUUGGAGCCCAAGUAUGCUCUAG
This is a messenger RNA of Symbiodinium natans, 348 nucleotides long. Lineage: Eukaryota; Dinophyceae; Suessiales; Symbiodiniaceae. The record is from the annotation of a GenBank genome assembly.